Molecule: messenger RNA, 7302 nt
Organism: Penicillium atrosanguineum
Lineage: Eukaryota; Fungi; Ascomycota; Eurotiomycetes; Eurotiales; Aspergillaceae
Exons: 4
Coding region: 1-7302 (2433 amino acids)
Biological process (GO): fungal-type cell wall (1->3)-alpha-glucan biosynthetic process
Cellular component (GO): fungal-type cell wall
Molecular function (GO): alpha-1,3-glucan synthase activity
Source: RefSeq, a predicted model, not a curated record
AUGAGGUGGUCGACAUACAGCGGGUUGGCGGCGCUCUUCGCCGCCACCGCAGCAUGCUGGCCUUACGACGAGUCGUUUCUUGAAUACAAUCUGAACACAAACAAGACCGCAACAGAACCUACGGACUACUGGGGAGAAUGGCCAGGCCACACCGGAAGCUAUCAUCCUUCCCCAGACAACUGGCGCUUCCCCUUCUAUACCCUCAUGAUGGAUCGCUUCGUCAAUGGCGACCCUACCAACGAUAAUAUUAAUGGCACAUUAUUCGAACACGAUCUUAACUCAAACCAAAUGCGCCAUGGAGGUGAUGUGGAAGGUCUUGUCGACACACUGGACUACCUCCAAGGAAUGGGUAUCAAGGGUCUCUACCUCGCUGGUACCUCUCUGAUGAACCAGCCUUGGGGCUUUGAUGGUUAUUCUGCUUUGGAUACAACGUUGCUGGAUCAACAUUAUGGUACCAUUCAGGUUUGGCGAGAUGCGAUUACUGAGAUCCACAAGCGUGGCAUGUAUGUCGUCUUCGACAACACGAUUGCUACGAUGGGUGACUUGAUCGGGUUCGAAGGACAUCUCAACACCACGACGCCCUUUUCUGAGAAAGAAUACCCUGUUCAGUGGAAGACCUCCCGUCACUACGUCGAUUUCGAAAUCGGAAACACAUACAAUGCUAGUUGUGAUUACCCCCGAUUCUGGUACGAGAACGGCUAUCCGGUCAAUCAGUCUAUGACCGCAGAGCUUGUUGGUUGCUACGACAGUGAUUUCGAUCAGUACGGUGACAUCGAAGCUUUCGGUGUGUACCCCGACUGGAAGCGUGAGCUCGCCAAGUUCGCCUCCGUGCAGGACCGUCUUCGUGAAUGGCAUCCAGUCGUUCGUAGCAGACUGAUUCGUCACUCUUGCAUGAUCAUUGCUUCUUUGGACAUCGAUGGUUUCCGAUACGAUAAAGCUACUCAAUCAACCGUGGAUGCGCUCGGAGACAUGUCUUCCGCCUACCGUGAAUGCGCCCGCGCUGUGGGCAAAGAGAACUUUUUCAUCGCAGGUGAAAUCACUGGUGGUAACACCUUUGGAUCCAUCUAUCUUGGUCGUGGCAGACAGCCGAACCAGUUCCCUCCCGAUGCUAUUAGUGCGAUGAAGUUGACCAACGAGUCCGAUUCCCAGUACUUCCUGCGUGAUCUUGGCCAGGAAGCAAUUGACGGCGCCGCCUUCCACUACUCUACCUACCGUGCCCUCACUCGUUUCCUGGGCAUGGACGGUCAACUUUCCGCCGGUUACGAUGUGCCCAUUGACUGGGUUGAUGCAUGGAAUGAAAUGCUGCAGACGAACGACUUAGUCAAUGCGAAUACUGGAAAAUUCGACCCUCGACACAUGUAUGGCGCCACCAACCAGGAUGUUUUCCGUUGGCCGGCAAUCCAGUAUGGUAUUGAGCGUCAGCUGCUUGGCUCCUACAUCACUACAUUGCUUCUUCCUGGAAUUCCUCUUGUUCUGUGGGGUGAAGAGCAGGCCUUCUACGUCCUGGACGCAACUGCAGAGAAUUAUAUCUAUGGUCGUCAAUCGAUGUCUGCUGCCACCGCUUGGGAAAUGCAUGGUUGUUUCGCCUUGAAUUCAUCUCAAUACUAUAAAUGGCCCGUCGACAACGCUCGCAAUGGUUGCCGCGACCCAACAGUAUCCUACGACCACCGCGAUCCUUCUCACCCAGUGCGCAACAUCAUGAAGCACAUGUUUCAACUGCGCGAACAAUUCCCUGUUUUGAAUGAUGGCUACUCGAUUCAGAGACUGUCAAACUCCACCGAGAAUGUGUACUACCCUGGUUCAGCCGAUGUCGCUACCCAGACUGGAAUGUGGUCCGUUGUGCGCAACGUCAACAUCGAUGUCCAAGAUCUGGGCUCUGACUCUGCCAACCAGCCUAUUUGGUUGGUCUACCAAAAUACCAAUCGGACAAUUGACUACACGUUUGAUUGCACCUCCAAAGACACCUCGAUUGCCCUGAUAUCCCCGUUCGAUGCAGGCACCACGGUCAAGAAUCUCUUCCAUCCUCAUGACGAGUUCAAGUUGGAGGCUAGCGCGCUAAAGCUUGGGUUGAACGGAUCUACUGAAUACAACGGUUGCUACCCCAAGUUGUCUCUCGGUGCCUAUGAGUUCCGUGCCUACGUUCCCAUAGACCAGUUCCAGUCACCCAGGCCUAUGCUCACCGCGUUUACCCCUGGUCACGAUGCUCCUAUUCGUUCAACUGUGGCACCUAACCUCUCGGAAGAUGUGCAUAUUGAGUUGUACUUCUCACAAGAAAUGGACUGCGAUUCUAUCACCAGCGGCAUCUACUUGAACUCAUCGACAGAAACUGGCAACACGGCGAUACUUGACUCGAAGACUGUCAACUGCACAACUAUCUCUGAAACCGAUACCACAUACACUGGCCAAAUCCCCAGCGUUUUCAAGUGGGCUGCGAACUUGACUGGCGUUUACAACGGUGUUCACCGAUUGACUCUAAACAACGCAACCAAUACUCAUGGAACCGCGUCCACUGAGGCGGUCGACCACUUACUGUUCCGAAUUGGCCAAAUUGAUAACCCCAUGGUGUUCCCCACUGCCAACUACUCUUCCAGUUUGCUUCACCAGGAAUCGAGCAACGAUACUCUUUUCAUCCAGCACCACGCUGCUGGCGCCGAUAUGUACCGUUACUCCACUAACUGGGGCACGACUUUCUCCAAUUGGAUGACCUACAAUGGUGGUAACAAUACUAUCGAGACCCUUCCUUGGUCUGGCACAAAGAAGCAAGCUUGGGAUGGCGAACAUGUGCGCGUUGAGUACUGGAGCCGCUGGACUGGUAGCAGUGACUACGUUCAACAAGGUGAUACCAACUGGAAAUCCGGCGUUCCACGUCGCUUCCCUCAUGCCUUCUUCAACGGACCUUACAACGAGUAUGGCUAUGACAAUGGACUUGAUAACACGAUCAAGCUCGACGAGGAAAGUGGAUACUGGAAGUAUCAUUUCACAUAUGAAUGGCCCGCUGUCGGACAGCUCAACAUUUGGGGUAUCAACCCCGAUGGAACUCCCGAUCAGAGUUGGGUACUCGGUGAUGCAGAUGGUGACAGUAUCUUGGAUCGUAUGCCUCCUUCUUCCCUGACAAGCACUAUUAUCAACAUCACCAAGUCUCCUCCCUCGCCGUACGUGGCCUGGGAGCUCUUCAUCAACGAUGCUACCCAGCGCUACGAUCUGAUUCCCGUUGGUUCUCAACACUCGCAAAUUGUCAUGUUUGUCCUCUUCUGGCUUAUUCCCGGUAUCACUGGAGCAGCCUGUGUCUGGAUCUUCAUGAAGUCCUUCUACAAGGUAAAGUUCAACGAGAACGGUGCCACUGAGAAGUCUGGUUCUCUGCUGGCUCCGAUGGUCUUUUUAAGGAAGCUGAAGCCCUCGCGUUCCACCGAGAAAGGUGAUCAUGUCAAUCCUCUUAUGCGUCUUGCAAACAAGUCCGGCUUUAUGCAGAGCACCACUGCCCUCGCUGGAGCUGCAGGAAAUGGCAAGCGCCGCAUGGUUCUCAUCGCCACCAUGGAGUACGAUAUUGAGGACUGGGCUAUCAAGAUCAAGAUUGGUGGUCUUGGUGUCAUGGCUCAGCUCAUGGGUAAAACUCUCGGUCACCAGGAUUUGAUCUGGGUUGUUCCUUGCGUUGGUGGUGUCGAUUAUCCUGUCGACCAGCCGGCAGAUCCCAUGACUGUGACCAUCUUGGGCAGCGAAUACCAGGUUCAGGUUCAAUACCACGUCUUGAAGAACAUCACCUACGUUCUUCUCGACGCUCCCGUAUUCCGCCAGCAGUCGAAGUCCGAACCUUACCCGGCACGCAUGGAUGACUUGGACAGCGCAGUCUACUAUUCCGCUUGGAACCAGUGUAUUGCCCAGGCCAUCAAGCGCUUCCCUAUCGACCUCUACCACAUUAACGAUUACCACGGAUCCGUCGCUCCUCUCUACCUCUUGCCGGAGACUAUCCCUGCCUGUCUUUCUCUUCACAACGCUGAGUUCCAGGGUCUUUGGCCUAUGCGCACUCAGAAGGAACGUCGUGAAGUUUGCGAGGUUUUCAAUCUCGAGGAAGAGGUUGCUCGUCGCUACGUCCAGUUCGGUGAGGUGUUCAACUUGCUCCACGCAGGUGCGAGCUACCUCCGCGUCCAGCAACAAGGUUUCGGUGCCGUCGGUGUGUCCAAGAAGUACGGCAAGCGUUCUUACGCUCGUUACCCCAUUUUUUGGGGUCUGCGCAAGGUCGGUAACCUGCCAAACCCCGAUCCUUCUGAUGUCGGAGAAUGGACGAAGCAACCUAUCAAGGACGAGGAUAUUACCGUGGAUCCCGACUACGAGGCUGGUCGUGGGGAGCUCAAACGACAGGCUCAGGAGUGGGCAGGUCUCGAGCAAAAUCCGGAUGCUGAUCUUUUGGUGUUCGUCGGUCGCUGGUCGAUGCAGAAGGGUGUCGAUCUCAUCGCUGAUGCACUUCCCGCUGUUCUUGAGGCUCGCCCCAAUGUGCAAGUUAUUUGCAUUGGCCCCGUCAUUGAUCUCUACGGAAAAUUCGCAGCUCUCAAGCUUGGUCGCAUGAUGGAAGUCUACCCUGGCCGUGUCUUCUCCAAACCCGAGUUUACUGCUCUUCCUCCUUUCAUUUUCUCUGGUGCUGAAUUCGCCCUGAUCCCGUCUCGUGACGAGCCCUUCGGUCUCGUUGCAGUAGAGUUCGGUCGUAAGGGUGCCCUCGGUAUUGGUGCUCGUGUUGGUGGUCUUGGUCAGAUGCCUGGUUGGUGGUAUAACGUGGAAUCGACCUCGACUAAGCAUUUGCUGGUCCAGUUCAAGCUGGCUAUUGAGGCUGCGCUUAACUCUAAGGUUGAUACCCGUGCCAUGAUGCGUGCCAGAUCCGCGAAGCAACGGUUCCCCGUCGCUCAGUGGGUUGAGGAUCUCGAGAUCCUCCAAUCUACUGCCAUCGAGGUCCACAAUAAGGAGGUUGCAAAGGGUCACGGUCGUCCUGUCACUUCUUCUGGACUCAACGUUUCGGGAAGAAGCACACCUACUGGAACCAUGAGAUCCCAGCAGUCUAUGGCUCUUGGUCCACUGUCCCCGCCUUCUAACGCCGCCUUCCCUCAUUCCAGAGAUAGCAGCUACUCGAGCUUCAAUCAGAUCAGCGAUCUGGGUGGGAACAAGAGAACAACUAUCUACAGCCGAGACAUCAGCCCGUCAGAGACCGAGAAGCCCAAGUCCGGCCUCAGCCGUUCCCUCUCUCUGGGUGUUCGAUCAGGACCUGGUCACCACGACCGUCGUGGCCGUCGCAACAUGCCCGAGGGCGAUCUUUCGGAGGCCGAGAAUGAGGAAAGCAGCGACGAAGACAGAGCCCACAGCAUCUAUGGUGAUGAUGAAUACACGCUUACUCCUGCCGAGGUCGAAGAGGGCCGUCGCGCGCAGGCUGCUCAGAGUCAGAGACAGGUCUCCUCCGGCUUGUACUCCCCAUCUCGUCGCAUGAGUCAGGAGUCCACACAUGCUAGAUUCCUCGCUCCUCCUAUGAGCCCCGGAACUCCCCCAGCCGGACCCGAUCAGCUUCUUCUUCCUCCCCAGCCCUUCGCCCAGACCAACCGAUUCAGUAACGCAUCUGUUCUCUCUCUUGAUUCUGUUGUUGGCAACAAGAAGGAUUUCAAGCUACAAAAGGUCGAUCCGUUCUUCACUGACGGCACGGGUGAAUACUAUCACAACUUUGAGGAAAAGUUGGAGGGCCUGAAUGGCUCCAACUCUGAAAGUGAGCUCUGCAUUGAAGAGUUCCUGGUCAAGAGUGAGCAGGAGUGGUUCGAUCGCUUCCGCAACGCCAAACUUGGUCGUAACAACCACAACCCGAGGUCCCCAACGCCCUCAAUCUUCCGUUCAAAGCACAGUGCAUCGCCCGCAGGAGACUAUGAUGAGGGCCUCUCUCAUAUUGCUCUCAGUGAGAGUAAUGACAGUGAAGAUGAUGAGUUCCUUCUUGGAAAGGACUAUGUCCCUCCCACAGGUCUCAGAAAGUGGAUGCAGAUCAAGAUCGGUGACUGGCCUGUAUAUUCGAUCUUCCUGGCUUUGGGUCAAAUCAUUGCCGCGAACUCGUACCAGAUCACAUUGCUUACCGGCGAAGUUGGUGAGACCGCAGAGAAGCUCUAUGGUAUCGCUACUACCUAUGCCAUUACCUCUGUGCUUUGGUGGAUGUGUUACCGCUACUUCAAGUCUGUCGUCUGUCUCUCAACUCCCUGGUUCCUCUAUGGUCUGGCUUUCCUCCUGAUUGGCUCUGCUCAUUGGGAAGGCAACUCCUUCAACCGCGGAUGGAUCCAGAACAUUGGAUCUGGAUGUUACGCCGCCGCUUCUUCUAGUGGAUCUAUCUUCUUCGCCUCCAACUUCGGUGAUGAAGGUGGUGCCCCUGUCGAAACUUGGAUCUUCCGUGCAUGUGUUAUUCAAGGUGUUCAACAGGCCUAUGUUAUUGCUCUUUGGUACUGGGGUUCGACCCUGACCAAGGCUAAUAGCGAGGGCCUGCUGAACUCUGACACUGCCAUCUCAAACACUUGGAAGAUGUCGGCUAUCUGUUAUCCGAUCGCAAUUUUUAUCUGGGGUGUUGGUCUGCUGCUUUUCUUUGGCCUGCCCAACUACUACCGCCAGAAGCCUGGCAAGGUGCCUUCCUUCUACAAGUCUCUGUUCCGCAGAAAGAUUGUCCUUUGGAACUUUGUGGCCGUCAUCUUGCAAAACUUCUUCCUCAGUGCUCCCUACGGUCGCAACUGGAGCUUCCUGUGGACCACAGCUCACGCCACUGCAUGGGAGAUCGUCAUUCUGUGCAUCGUAUUCUUCGGCAUCGUGUGGUGUAUCUUCCUAUUCAUCAUCAGCAAGUUCUCUAAGCGACACAGUUGGUUCCUUCCUGUUUUCGCCUGUGGUCUAGGCGCGCCUCGCUUCAUUCAGAUCUGGUGGGCUGUCUCGGGCAUCGGCUAUCAUCUGCCCUGGGUGGCAGGUGGAUACACCGGAGCAGCCCUCGCUUCUCGCAGUCUUUGGCUGUGGCUCGGAGUGCUGGACUCGAUCCAGGGUCUCGGAUUCGGUGUCAUCCUUCUGCAGACACUGACACGUGUGCAUAUGUGCUUUGCACUCAUCGCCUCACAAGUCCUUGGUUCCAUCGCAACUAUUUGCGCACGAGCCUUUGGUCCCAAUGGUGUAGGCCCUGGGCCCGUCAGCCCAGACAUGACCAAGGGAGCUGGGGAACUGGCAAACGCCUGGUUCUGGGUCGCUUUACUGUCCCAGCUCCUCAUCUGUGCUGGGUUCUUGCUGUUCUUCCGGAAAGAGCAGCUUUCCAAGCCCUAA